AUGGGUUUGUCCAUUGACUCCUCCAAUGAAUCCCAUCCUCGCACUCACAAGGUGUUCAUAUUAAGCAACUAUCUUCUUUUAGGUGCAGCUUCCAGUUGCAUUUUCUUGACUCUCUCUCUACGUCUCAUCCCAUCGCUUUGCGGGUUUUUCUUGAUCCUCCUCCACAUCAUCACCAUUGGAGGUGCCAUUUCCGGCUGCGCUGCAGCCAAUGCUGCCAGGGGUGCCACCAAGUGGUAUGGAGCUCACAUGGUGGCCACCGUCCUUACAGCGAUAUUUCAGGGAUCUGUGUCGGUGCUGAUCUUCACGAGGCCCUCGGAUUUUCUUGGAAAUCUUAAGUCCUAUGUGAGGCAAGAGGAUGGUGUGGUGAUCUUGAAAUUGGCUGGUGGAUUGUGCAUUCUGAUUUUCUUCCUAGAAUGGGUGGUUUUGACUCUUGCAUUCUUCUUGAAAUACUAUGCUUAUGUUGAGAGAGGGAAUCCUCAGGCUGUGAGGAGUGCAAAGGUUCAAAAUGAGGAGGAUUUAAAAUACUUGCCAUAUCCUUUUCAAGUCUAA
Molecule: messenger RNA, 549 nt
Organism: Fraxinus pennsylvanica
Lineage: Eukaryota; Viridiplantae; Streptophyta; Magnoliopsida; Lamiales; Oleaceae
Source: the annotation of a GenBank genome assembly